Molecule: messenger RNA, 741 nt
Organism: Aphanomyces invadans
Lineage: Eukaryota; Oomycota; Saprolegniomycetes; Saprolegniales; Verrucalvaceae
Exons: 2
Coding region: 10-540 (176 amino acids)
Biological process (GO): positive regulation of proton-transporting ATP synthase activity, rotational mechanism; regulation of mitochondrial ATP synthesis coupled proton transport; peptidyl-lysine trimethylation
Cellular component (GO): mitochondrion
Molecular function (GO): rRNA (adenine-N6,N6-)-dimethyltransferase activity; protein-lysine N-methyltransferase activity
Source: RefSeq, a predicted model, not a curated record
GACAACGCGAUGGCGACCAAGGAGGCGGAAUGGAGCGACGACGAAGGCGACGAGUCGACGUUCAUGUGGCUGGAAGGCGACUCGUUGGCACCGCCGUGCCAGUCCGAGUACGAUGUUGUGCAUGAGAUUCUCAAGCUGGCCAAUGUCACUGCGAACGACGUCGUGUUCGACUUGGGAUGCGGCGACGGACGCAUCUGCAUUGCGGCGGCCCGAAAGUACGGCGCGUCGGCGGUUGGGAUUGAGAUCGAAGAGCAUUUGAUCGCCAAGUUCCAGGGCAAGAUCGAUCGGUACAACCUGCAUGACCGAGUCCGUGUACUUCACGGCGACCUCCUCGACGCCGACUUGUCCAGUGCCACCGUCAUCGUUACGUACUUGCUCCCCGAAGCGUUGGCCCAACUCACACAUACAUUCGAAGCAGCUCUCGCGCGGGGGUGCCGCAUCGUGAGCAAUUCGUGGCACCUUUCAGGGUUUGUCCACUGCGACAAGAAGGAUGUUGGACCGUUCGACAACGUGCCAUUGUAUUUGUACCAUAAGAAGUAGUUUCACAGGGUAUUUGGUAUGUUCUCUAGCUUAAACGUGCGCAUCGUUGUGGCCAUCAUGCUUGGGCAGGUUUUGAUGUGAAAAGGUUGGUGGGAGGCGCGACAGGUAUCGCAGAAGCGUCGACCACUCGCUCCUGCAGCCGUCGUGCGGCAGCGGCCACUAGCGCCAUCGACUUGGCGAACUCGUCGUGGCGUUUUCCAA